Molecule: messenger RNA, 1662 nt
Organism: Colletotrichum higginsianum IMI 349063
Lineage: Eukaryota; Fungi; Ascomycota; Sordariomycetes; Glomerellales; Glomerellaceae
Product: ABC1 family protein
Exons: 3
Coding region: 1-1662 (553 amino acids)
Source: RefSeq, a predicted model, not a curated record
AUGUCAGAUCUAUCGCAGCCCGUCGCGGCGCCGAGGCGGGUAGUCCAAAGGCUCGUGUCCCUCCUCGGCGGCCUAGGCCUCACAGCAUACGCCGCCGACAGGUUCUACCUAGGAAGCGUGGUGAUGCGCAGCGCUAGGGCCUACGGGACCAUGGCUCUAGUCGGCCUCGACUACAAGCUGCACCUCGGGAACCGGCCCUACGUCGCCGGCGUGCCCCUCGACACACUUCACGACCGCAACGCCCGCCGCGUCUGCGACAUGCUGAAGAGCAACGGCGGGCUCUACCUCAAGGCCGGUCAGGCCGUCGCCAUGCAGGCCGGUGGCGUCUUGCCCGAGGCCUACCGGCGCGCCUUUUCCGAGACGUUCGACGACGCCGCGAGGGCGCCGUGGGCCGACGUCGAGGCCGUAGUCCGCAGGGACUUUGGGCGGUCCGUCGAGCAGGUCUUCGGAGCCGACGCCGUCGAGCGCGAGCCCCGCGCUGCGGCUUCCAUUGCGCAGGUUCACUAUGCCCGUCUGUCGGACGGCCGCGAGGUCGCUAUCAAGGUCCAGCGCAGACAGAUCGCCGCCCAGGUGUCCUCGGACCUGUCGACGCUCAAGCGCAUGAUCGAGUACGCCGCCGAAGCGACCUCGAUCCCCAUGGGCUCCCUCGGGGGCUUCGUCAUGGACCACGUCAUGCAGGAGACCGACUUCGAGAACGAGAGGGCCAACGCCGAGCGCCUCGCCGGCUUCGUCCGCAACGACCCGCGGCUCCGCGACCGCGUCCACAUCCCCGUGGUCUACCCUGAGCUCAGUUCGAAGCGAGUCCUGACGACGGAAUGGAUUCACGGCCGUAGCCUGUGGGACAAGGACGGAAUCACGGCGCCGUAUACAUCGACACCCGCCGGUGACGGGGGCGGCGGUGGCGGGCUGGGUCUCGGCCUGCGCGAUGUCAUGGAGACCGUUGUCGAGCUCUUCUCGGCCCAGAUGUUCCGCUACGGAUUCGUCCACUGCGACCCCCACCCAGGCAACAUCCUCGUCCGGCGCACGCCGUCGGGGAAACCCGAGAUCGUCCUGCUGGAUCACGGCCUCUACGUCACCCUGUCCGACAACCUGCGUCGGCAGUACGCACUGUUCUGGAAAGCCCUCCUGACGCAGGACGCCGAGAGCCUGAAGCGGGUGUCGCGGGCCUGGGGCAUGGAGGACCCGGCGCCGUGGGCCGACGCGUUGGCGAUGAGGUCCGGGAAGCAGCCAGGGCCCGCGCGCGGGGAGGAGACGGCCCGGGAGCGCGAGGAGCGCAUGAUCGCCGAGGCGGCCGGGUAUUUCGGGGAGGACGGGCUGUGGCCGCCGGAGCUCGUCUUCCUCGAGCGCAACCUGGGGCUGGUGCAGGGCAGCAACCGACAUCUCGGGUCGCCGGUGAACCGCGUCAAGAUGGUCGGGGCCGCGGCCAUGCGCGCCGUCGCCAUCGACGGCCAGGGUGCCGGGCGGCGGGAGCCGUUGUGGGAGAGGGCGCGGUCGCGGUGGUCGCUUUUCCUGUUGGACUUGGCGUUUUGCCUCAGCAGCGUCAGGCAGUACUUCGGUUACGGCGGCGGGUUCGAGGAGGACCUGAAGGGGGAGGAAGAGGAUAGGUCGGCGCGGGAGCUGAAGGAUGCGUUGGCGGUCGUGUUGGGCGUCGCGGUGGACUAG